AACAAAAUGAGUGUCCUUACUGUCCCGAGGGGGUUGAGAUGAUAGCCAGACUCCAGCUCCCAUCGCUUGCCUACAGAAGUCUCAUGCUCAUAUAUUUUUGUCCUUUGAAAUGGUGUGGAAAUGUCUGGGGUUGUAUCACUGGGGGAGUCUUAUUUCUAGACAGAAUGAUGAGCAUGUGGCUCUGAGUGAGCAAGGCUCCCCAGAAUCUUGACCCCAGAGACUACUUCAGUCCCACUGGGAAGAGAAGCUUGAUGGGGAGGGAAGCCACACCGCUAGCCCUGCUCUUGCAUCUUUGGCCUGAGGGUCUGUAGGAAUCAGCCUAUGGCCCUUUUCUGGUCUUCUAGCAACCCUGGGCUUCCAUCCCGUCUCUGAAUUAAUUGCCUCAGUUUCUUCAACUGUUCCUGUGCUUCCCGCCUUAUUUUCUCCACCACUGGGGGAGCUUGAAUUGAGUUGGUAACUGCUCUCAGGAUGUCCCUGAUUUCUCUGAGACAGUCUGUUUUGGUCUUUCUCUCUCUGGCCUGUGGGUUUGCCCUUAAGGGAGGGGUACAGCCUCUCCCAAGUAAGCUUCCUUGAGCUGAACCACACCUCUUUUGGAGGCAGGAAGGGAAAAGGUAUGAUCAUUUACAAGUGUGGGAGGCAGCAAGUGUGUGGGAGGCCCUGGUACCCCAGGAUCGCCUAGCUUCCCAGGGCUGAGCAGAUGGUGUGGAGGUGGCAAGGCCUGGGAAUGCCCUAGUUCUUCCAUUUAUCUCACUGGGGACAACUACUGUGCAGAUAGAGUAUCAGACUGUUGCAUCUCCUUCCUUUGGUCCGCAAACCUGAAUUCACUUAGGCACAGGCCUUGUCCUUUCCUUUCAGUCUCCUUGCUUUUAGGCAGGGAGAAUCUUAUUCACUUAACAGGACAGAAAGGAAUGGUAGGAGAGGGUGGGCAGCCAGGGAAAUCCGGUAUUUCUGGAAAACUCAUAUUUCAGUGUACCAAAUUUGGGUUUGGGUGAAAUCAGUUGCCAUAAAUGUAAUUUCCACAGGCUACAUGAGACGUAAACCCUUGUAGACAUAAAGGUACAAUGAGGUUGGCUUAAGAAACAAUGGGCCAGGAGCUGUCAGGUGCCCUUCGCCCUAGGGGCUCUCCCCUGCAGACGCGCUUUCCCCCCAGCCCCGAGAGGGCGCUGUGGGCGAAUCUGCCGCAUUGCCGGCGGCGUCCGGGGGAGGAGCCUCUGCCGCAGCCGCGGCCGCCUCCGCGUUCUCAAACCCGGAAGACGCGUUCUGGCAGCUGGGAGCGUGCGCCGGCCUGGCCCGGCCAUGCAGACCCUGGAGGUCUUUUCUCCUGGCACCCUGUAUUCAUGGCCUUGGCGUUCUGCCUCUGCAUGGCUGAGGCCAUCCUACUCUUCUCACCUGAGCACUCCCCGUUCUUCUUCUGUUCCCGAAAGGCCCGGAUCGGACUCCACUGGGCAGGGCAGACCCUAGCCAUCCUCUGUGCAGCCGUGGGCCUGGGCUUCAUCAUCUCCAGCAGGACCCGCAGUGAGCUGCCCCACCUGGUAUCCUGGCACAGCUGGGUAGGGGCUCUAACACUACUGGCCACGGGUGGUCAGGCGCUGUGUGGGCUCUGCCUCCUCUUUCCCCGGGCAGCCAGGGUCUCAAGGGUGGCUCGUCUCAAGCUCUACCAUCUGACAUGUGGACUGGUGGUCUACCUGAUGGCUACGGUAACGGUGCUCCUGGGCAUGUACUCAGUGUGGUUCCAGGCCCAGAUCAAAGGUGUAGCCUGGUACCUGUGUUUGGCACUGCCCCUCUAUCCAGCCUUGGUGAUCAUGCACCAGAUCUCCAGCUCCUACUUGCCAAGGAAGAAAAUGGAAAUGUGAGUUCCUCCAAACUCUGAAUCUAGAUGGGACACUUGACUUGGACUUCAGUGGUUCCCUUGGCAAACUUCAAGGGAUCCACUCCCAAAGUGAUAGGGUUUUUGUACUUCUUAGCUGGGCCAAGGGCUACAGAAACCCACACAACUAUUGUACACAUGACACAGUGGGCCGAAAUGGGGAAAUGUACUGGGUGCAAGUAAAAGGUGAUGGGGAGCUUGAUCCUGAUGCCUCCACUCUUGACGGAAAACAGAAGGGCUGUGUGGUGGUGGUGGUGGUGUGGUCAUUUCUUACUUACAUGCCUGAUGAAGAGUUGGGUUCCUGUAACUUAUGAAUGGCACCUGUGGCUCUCUGGGUCACUUUUGAGAAAGCAGUGUGGUGUAGCGGACAGAGCCCAUGGGUCUUGUUUAUGGGUUACGGUCUUCCUAGGCUCUGUUAUGUGACCUUAGGCAACUCACAUGUCUCAGGACCUCAGUUUCUUCAUCUGUGUAAUGAAUGAGUGUUUCUAAAUGAUCUCUAACAUUCAGUGUCUGUCAGGUUGAUGUCACGGAACAUCUGCCCAGCUCUAGACCAUGGGCUGGACCACUCAGCAGACUCAGGAUGUAAUGCUUACAUUAUCUCCUCACCCCUCUGGAGGGACAGGUCUACCCUCCUGGCCUGGCAGGAAUCAGUGCUGAUUCGGCCCCUGGACCAGGGUAUAAAGGAUCAGGCACUGUGGAGAGAAGGGGCUCAGGUGAGGGUCUUCUGAACUCCAAGAGAGUAAAGGCACUAAAGUCACUUUAAAGUUUUGGGAGAAGCAAAACGGCCUUGGCUUACCCAAGCCUUUGGCUCCUGGCUGGGCUUCUUGGUCCAGCUAAGAUCUCCCUUCAGCCCAUCUCAGGAUCUGGGCUUGAGGGCUGCAGGACAUGGGUAUGUGUUCCUUCCCCUGACAUCGUUCUCAGUGGCAAAGUUGUUCUGAGCACCUUGUGGUUUGCCCUUGCUGGGGCUCAGGUUCUUGCCUUAGCACAUAGCUUCGUGGAACUAUUUCGAAGCUUUUAGAACAAAAUAAGAGCCAAGGAAGCAGGGCAGGGCGCUUCUGAUCUAGGGAAAACAGAGUCGAGACACCCUGGUCCCUCUUCUUGUCAGCUAAGCUUCCUCUCUUGUCAUCUCUUGCCAGCUCUUGGACCCAGGAGGGGGCUGAGUUUGGUACUAGUUGGCAAAUGAGGGCGGGGCCCUCUUCCCUGCGGAGACCGCUGUUUGUUACAAACUGAAAGCUUUGAUAGUUCCCCAGACUGCCCUCAGCAAUGAGGGCUGGGAACCAGGCUGGUUAACUGUGAUCUGGCUCAGGUGGGGAGAUGGGACCUCCUUAGGUCAAGGCAAGGACUGAUGAUGGCCAACCCAGGAGAGCUGGUGUGGAGGCAGGUGGAGACAGCUCAGUGGGACUCUGGGAGGCCUAGGGUGGAGGGGCUGAAGCGCCAUGUCUUGGGAGCAGGGGUAGGCAUUCCUAGAUGGCAGCGUUUUGGAUGUCCCAGGUCUUUUGAAGAUUCAAGACCUCUCUGGGUGGCUCAGAAGCAAGGAGGUUGGUAUGAUUCAGCAAUACAGGAAUGGGGACUGCAAGGGCAGAAGCAUCCUGAGUGGACUCACUGGGCUCCCCCUGGGUCAGAUGGCAUCUCUAAGCCCUGAGCAGCUAAAGGGGGCCCAGCUGUGCAGAGGUUGAUUGUUCCUGUCUCUCAUUGCCUCCCCUCCCUUCUCAAAUACUCAGUGUGGUCUGAACUUGGGAGAGGUGAUUACUGGGGCUGCAUGGAGCAGAUUCUCACCAGGGGUCACUUUGAUCAGGGAUCCAUUUCCUGUCUGCCCGGUCACAGCCAGUGCUGGGAGUCAGGCACCCUGUCUGCAGCAGGGGGAGAGGCCAGGUAAGGUUCACCAGGUUGCUCUGAGAGCCAAACAGGCAAUGCCAGCAAGCCUGCCUGAGGUGUUUCCUCCUCCCAGGUGGUGGUGAUGGGAGCGGGGAGGUGGGGGCAGGCUGGCUGAGAGCCUGCAGUUUCCGUGGGCUGUGCCAGCUGAUGUCUAUUCCCAGCCCUGGGAGGAAGAGGGAAGUCAUUUAUAUUCUGCAGGAGGGAGGGGCCGCAGCUGUCCCUCUCUGACCUGUAGGCCUGAAGGGCAGGGGCACAGGGCAGAGAGGAGGGCACACAGGUGGUCUCCUGUUUAGCCGGUCUGACUGCAGUAGGGGGAAUAGGUCACCAGGAGGAGCCCUUCUUCCCUGCUGGCCAGAUUGUUGGGGAGACUCCCCUUCCUUCUUUGUAUUUCUCUCUCCAUCACCACCUGCCCUCACAUCCUGGGGCGGCAGCUGGACAACCAUUAGACCUAAGUGCCAGAGCACGCAUCCUCCAGUUGGGAUCUUGGUGGCUGCCGGCUGCAUAUGCCUCCUGCUUGUGUGUUUCCUCCUCCCUACCCAAGCUCUCUUCCUCCACCUCCCCACCUCCCCAUCUCCCCAUCUCCCCAUCUGGGGUAUUAGCUGAGCACCUUAGCAAUGAGGCAGAGGCCUCGGGGGAGAAGCAAAUGGCUGCCUUUUUUUGCCCUUGUCCGCUAAGCUGCUAGUAGUCAGCCUGUUUUGCCUUUUUGAAAAAGAGGCAGGGUGCUCAAAUUAAAAAAAAAAAAAGCGUGUCAUUUGCACAAAUUUGCAUAUCAGGCUCACUAAGUCCUGAUUCUAAAUAUGAUUAUAUUCAAACUCAACCUUGAGGACAUUAGAAAUACAGGUUUUUGCAUCCAAAUCCAGAUGGUAAUAGGACUACCAUUCUGGGUUCAGAGACCCCCAUCUUUCCUGGAACCACCCCUCCCCUUGAGCCCCACCAUAGCUGGGUGUGGUGUCAAAUGGCAGGAGCUCUGCCUCUGGGGAGGUCUUCCAGCCUCACCUUCUUGGCUCUUCAGCUGCAUCAAAGGUAGGCUGCUGUUUCUUGCCAGCCUGUGCCUCCUCUCUCUCCACUCUCUCACCGGGCAGACUGUCCCACCCCACUCCCUGAUACUGGCCUGUCCCUUCUUUCUCAUUGUCCCCACCCUUCCACCCCCGUGCACGGCUGCCAUGGGUCUUGUUUUUAAGACCUCACUGUGGGAGAUCUGGGCAUCCUCCCUGAGCCAGCUGGCUGCUGUGCCAAGGCCUGUUCAGAGUUAAUAAUAAUCAUUAGCUGAACAGCGCUGGGCCUUUCGGCUCCAGAUCUCUAAGCACUUGCAGGCUGAGUCAGCCAGUGCUCACCUUCCCCCUCUUCCUGGGCUGCAGUCUCUCAGAUGGGAAGCACUGUGGGAGGGGGGAGGGGUCAGGAGUCUCACCUCCCAGCCAUGGUUUGAGCUUCUUUCCCCUGGGAGUGGGUCCUGAGAUUCCUCUGAGUAAACAAAUAAGGCCUUUUCACCUGACAAAGGUCAAGAUGCAGGGAGCACAGUGCAUGCCCCGCUGACAGUGGUAGUAGCAGUGGUGACUGUUGACCUGACCCACUAGUACUCCUGCCUUCCCUUCUGUUUACCUGUUCUGGCCUCCAGAGCACACCCCUGGUUUUCAUACCCGACCUCAGCCUUUUUGGUGGUCCUCUGCAGGUUUAGGGAGCAGGGAGGCUUCCACAGGCCGUGUCUGGUUGGCAUAAAGAGCCUGUGCGUCAUGGAGUGACAAGUGUGUUGACCUGAGAAAGAGGAAACCUGCAGUGCGGGCUUACUCAGCCCCUAACAACGGCACGGCCAUGAGCAAAUCACUUACCAUUCGACCUACCUCACAGGGCUGUUGUGAGGGUGAGAUGAUGGAAUGCAUGUUAACUGGCAUUGGAAAGUUCAAAGCAUUAAACACAUGUGAACAGGUGGUGUUACUAUG
Messenger RNA from Hipposideros armiger (great roundleaf bat), 5679 nucleotides. RefSeq names its product cytochrome b561 family member D1 (gene CYB561D1). NCBI's taxonomy places the organism in Eukaryota, Metazoa, Chordata, Mammalia, Chiroptera, Hipposideridae. The transcript has 3 exons. The record is from RefSeq and is a predicted model, not a curated record. Gene Ontology annotation, molecular function: transmembrane monodehydroascorbate reductase activity. Bases 1083 to 1853 code for a protein of 256 amino acids.